Esox lucius (northern pike) is the source of this 537-nucleotide messenger RNA. Its product is annotated as ubiquinol-cytochrome-c reductase complex assembly factor 2. The record is from RefSeq and is marked provisional. Gene Ontology annotation, biological process: mitochondrial respiratory chain complex III assembly. Gene Ontology annotation, cellular component: mitochondrial matrix. Lineage: Eukaryota; Metazoa; Chordata; Actinopteri; Esociformes; Esocidae.
GUAUUCAACUACGGACACACUAAGGUCAUUAUUUAACAUCUUUAUUAGUAGUUGUGAGCGUUCCAUAACAGAACAUGUCUGCAACACGGUACCGUCGGUUCUUAAAACUCUGCGAAGAAUGGCCACUGGACGAAACAAAGAAAGGCCGCGAUUUAGGAACAUUUCUACGACAUAAAGUAGCCCAUGCCUUCCGUGAAGGGGAAAACACGCAGCUCUCAGAUCCAGAGAAGUGUGAUCAAAUGUAUGAAAGCUUGAGCCGAAUCAACAACAAUGUAAAUCGAGAACGAUUCCCGCGCACAAAAGACACCAGUUUUACAGGUGUCACAGUUGAAGAAUGCAGAAUGCUGUUAGCAACAGGUAGCAUGCAGCAGAUGGAUGAACAGAAGAAGGGCUUGUGGAAAACUCUGAUGGAGCGUUUCUCCUCCAAACCAGAAGAUGUCACCCCCGAAAAGGCACCUGAGAACAAGUAGCAAUUGUCCUGUAUAUGUUUUUUUCUUUCCCAUUCAGCCCCUGUAAAAUUAAACUUUAUUCUUAUUU